AUGAGACUCAGCUGGGUCCUGACAGUCCUGUCCAUCUGCCUGAGUGCCCUGGCCACGGCUGCGGGGGCCGAGGGCAAGCGGAAACUGCAGAUCGGGGUCAAGAAGCGGGUAGACCACUGUCCCAUCAAAUCGCGCAAGGGGGACGUCCUGCACAUGCACUACACGGGGAAGCUGGAAGAUGGGACGGAGUUUGACAGCAGCCUGCCCAAGAACCAGCCCUUUGUCUUCUCCCUGGGCACGGGCCAGGUCAUCAAGGGCUGGGACCAGGGGCUGCUGGGGAUGUGUGAGGGGGAGAAGCGGAAACUGGUGAUCCCAUCGGAGCUGGGGUAUGGAGAGCGAGGCGCUCCCCCAAAGAUCCCAGGUGGUGCGACCCUAGUGUUCGAGGUGGAGCUGCUCAAAAUCGAGCGCCGUUCAGAACUGUAG
Molecule: messenger RNA, 423 nt
Organism: Pipistrellus nathusii (Nathusius's pipistrelle)
Lineage: Eukaryota; Metazoa; Chordata; Mammalia; Chiroptera; Vespertilionidae
Source: the annotation of a GenBank genome assembly